CGCCCCCUUCAGGUUCCUUUCCCUCUUUCCACGCCACUCGGGCGAAGGAUCGUGGAGCAUCCGCGGGAGAAGAGAUCGGGCUCGGUCAGCAGUGGGAAGAUGUUUGGGAAUAGUCCCUUUUGACUGUCUUGAAGCUGGAACUGGAUGAAGAGCAUGGAUCCCUUGUAUUUUCCCAGCAUCUCUCCGAAUGGGGCCAACAUCUCCUUUGGGGCCAACGCCACAGCGAACACAACCCUCCCCGGUUUCCCUUCUUCCGACAUCCGCUCCAUCUUCAUCCCAAUCAUCUAUCUCCUAGUUUGCGCCAUAGGACUCAGUGGCAAUGCCUUGGUCAUUUACGUGGUCGUGCGUUACACCACGAUGAAGACGGUGACCAACAUUUACAUCUUGAAUUUGGCCAUUGCCGAUGUCCUCUUCAUGCUGGGCUUGCCUUUCCUGGCAACCCAGAAUGCCAUCUCUUACUGGCCCUUUGGAACCUCCAUGUGUCGACUAGUGACUGCAUUCGAUGGCAUUAACCAGUUCACCAGCAUCUUCUGCUUGACCGUCAUGAGCCUGGACCGCUACCUCGCUGUGGUCCACCCCCUCAAGUCAACCGUAUGGCGCCGCCCAAAGGUCGCCAAGCUGAUCAGCCUGGCGGUCUGGACUUUCUCCUUCUUGGUGGUCCUCCCCAUGAUCAUCUUUGCCGAUGUCCAGGAGACCCUCCAUACCUGCAACAUGAGUUGGCCAGACCCCGUUGAGAUAUGGUCCGCCGUGUUCAUCAUCUACACCUCUGUUCUGGGCUUCUUCGGACCACUGUUGGUUAUCUGUCUCUGCUACCUGCUCAUUGUCAUCAAGGUCAAGUCAUCCGGGAUCCGAGUCGGGUCCACCAGGCGCCGGCGGACCGAGAGAAAAGUGACCCGGAUGGUGGUCAUCAUCGUGGUGGUGUUCAUCUUCUGCUGGCUCCCCUUCUAUGUCUUGAACAUUGUCAACUUGAUCUUCAUCUUGCCGGAGGAGCCAGUCUUGGUGGGGGUCUUCUCCUUUGUGGUGAUCCUCUCCUACGCCAACAGCUGUGCCAACCCUAUCCUCUAUGCCUUCCUGUCUGACAACUUCAAGCAGAGUUUUCAGAAAGUCCUGUGCCUCCAUGCUGACAGUGGGCUUGAAGAUGGAGAUCCAACCGAACAGCAGCGAGAGAAGAGCAGCCGCUUGCAGGAAGCCAUGCUUUUGCAGAGAAGUGUUGAAUCCAAUGGACACAUGCAAACCAGUAAGGUCUAGAUGGGAUUUGAGGCUUUCGGAGAAACUGGGUCUUGAUAGAAAACUUGACAAGAACAACCUGUGAUGCGAAGGAGAGCCAUCAAUCCUGGGACUCCAUGUACAAACAUUGGCCUUCUUUUCCCUUUCCCGUUAACAAUAAUUGUAACGCAAUCAUUCUUGAUGGUGUGAAAAGCUUCAGAAAGAUUAACCUAUAUGAAAAAAUAUAUGUUGCACAGGC
Messenger RNA from Anolis sagrei ordinatus, 1465 nucleotides. RefSeq names its product somatostatin receptor 5 (gene SSTR5). Gene Ontology annotation, biological process: regulation of insulin secretion; cellular response to glucocorticoid stimulus; neuropeptide signaling pathway. Gene Ontology annotation, cellular component: neuron projection; plasma membrane. Lineage: Eukaryota; Metazoa; Chordata; Lepidosauria; Squamata; Anolidae. The record is from RefSeq and is a predicted model, not a curated record. Gene Ontology annotation, molecular function: neuropeptide binding; somatostatin receptor activity.